Molecule: messenger RNA, 1326 nt
Organism: Plasmodium gonderi
Lineage: Eukaryota; Apicomplexa; Aconoidasida; Haemosporida; Plasmodiidae
Product: variable surface protein
Exons: 3
Coding region: 1-1326 (441 amino acids)
Source: RefSeq, a predicted model, not a curated record
AUGGCGAAGACAACUGAGGAAGAAUUGGAGGCUGCAAAUGUUUUAAAACUUGAUAAAAUACAUGAAGAACUCUAUUCACUCAAUGAAACAUCCAAAUUUGAUGCUUAUUGUGAAAAGCUGAAUAUAGAUAAUGAACAGUAUAGCAAAUCCAAAAUCCUUUGCACUAAACUCAUGUAUGUUUUAGAACAAAUAGCUGUAAAUGGCAGAAAACCAGAAAAUACAAAACGUUGUGGUUAUUUACGUUAUUGGUUAUAUGAAGAAAUAGGGAAAAUAUAUACUGAUCACUCCAAAAUGGUUAGUGAAAUAUCCUUAGCUAAGGACCUUAUUGAUAUAGUAAAUAAUGUUAUUAAAAAAGAAUUAAAAUACAUUUGUACUUCAUUUCCAGAGCCUGAGAAAAAUGUUACACUAGAUGAAUGGAAAAAAAGGAAAAUUUCGUAUAUGUAUUUUCAAAAUUAUGAUGAAAUUAAAAAAAUUAGCAAUUCAAAUGACAAUGACAAAUGCAGUAAGUAUUUGACUUUUGUUAAUAAUUUUAGUAGAUUAUAUGAAAGGUAUAAGAAAGACCACUGUAAUAAUGGGUCAUGGUGGUUAUUCAAUACUGACACUCAUUAUUUUUAUUGCGCUUCUAAGUUUGACCCAAAGAAGUUGAUUUCUGAACUAGAAGCAUGUAAAUUAUAUAAACCUCGGGAUAUAAAUGCUUUAGAUGCUCAACAACCCCCGAGUGAUACAGGACCUAUAAUUAAGCCAGAAAAAGAUCAACAACUGACAAAAAAUAGGGUUGUAGAACCUAAAGGAGAAACUAAUGCAACCUCAAAUGAUUCUGUAUCCCAUGGGGUUACAGUAGGGGUUACAAGAGCUUCACAAGAAGCAGAUUCACAAGAUAUAAGAGCAAAAGUUACAGCACGUCCAUUAAAUACGGAAGGACGAGAAGAUCCUCUAGGUUUUGAAAUUUCAAGAGAAACAGAAGCUCAUGUUGGUUUGCUAGAUAAAAGAGAUUCAAAAGUUUCAUCGAGUUUACAAGAUAUAUUACAUGGAGUAAUCCCAAAAGGUAUGCAACACCAAGGUGGGCAAAAAGUAUCACCUAAAUCUGGAAUAAUAGAAGACAAAAUAGACCAAGGGAAAUCAUGGAAAAACUAUCAAAGAAUUAAUCCAACGCAUUAUUACUUACCUGGUUCCACCGAGCCAGGAAAGAGUUCAAAUAAAAAAGAAAAAAAGAAAGGAGAAUUUGAGAAUAAUUACAAUGAUGAAUAUAAAGAAGAAUUAUCAAGAUAUAUGUCAGAGGAAUUUCUUACACAUUCUCAAAAGAGCGCGUUAUAUUUGUCAUAUUAG